UGCCAGUCCGAGCGGAAGUUCCCUGAACCUGUGUGAGAUGCUGCCAUGCUGUUCUUGACACAGACUUGAAGAAACAGUUUGGACCGUAUGAGCUCUUGCUGCACGGUGUUAGAGAGUUGCUGAGUCAUGAUGCUGGAGAGGAGCAGGGUGACGCUGCUCGCGGAGAUCUUCUUCAGCAGGAAGCUGGAGGAGGAAGAGGAGGACGAGGAGGAGGAGAGGAUCCACUGCCUAUGCUCCAGAGCCUUCGUGCAGGACCGGGAGCUGUACCGCUCUGACAACAGACUGCUCUCCUUUGAUGUGACCAGCACAGUCCAAGAGGCAGAUGAUGGAGAGGAGGAGGAGGAGGAGGAGGAGGAGGAGGAGGAGGAGGAGGAGGAGGAGGAGGCUCAGCUGAUGGCGAACAUGGGUCUGCCCCUUGCCUUUGGAAGCUCCUCUAAGCAGAGGAGAGGGGGGAGGAGGUCCAACAGGAAGCCUGCCACAUGUUGGGAAGAAUCCACUGAAGAGGAGGGAGAUCUACAAAUUAACAACAAAGUGGCAGUGUGUGAUUCAAUGAAGGAAACCACUGAAGAGACCCAGGCUGCUGGCUGGGAAGCAUACUGGGCUGAACAGGGUGAAGCUCUGCUGUGGAGCAGCUGGUUGGAGAAGCUUCCAGAGACUGACCCAGGAGCAGGGACUGCUCCUUGGGAUGACCCACACUCUAAAGCUGCCUGGGACACACACGCUGCAGAGACAUACUACUCAUACUGGGACCAGUACUCAUACUGGGCAGCACAGGGCUGGAGUGCAGAGCAGCCUGCCUGGGAGGGGAACACUGGGGGGGUGGGGGGCACAGAGACAGAGGGAGGGAGGGAUGGACAGACUGAGGACCAGCAGAGAGCAGAGGAAGAGGAGGCUCUUCGUGAUGACGCUGAGGGUUUAAAGGAUCUGUUUGCACACAGCUGCACGUUAGGUGUGAGAUCAGUGAGUGACUCAGAGGCGGCGGAGUGUGUGAGUGUGUGUGACAUCAGACAGCAGUCAGAGAGAGAGCUCUGUGUCUCUGAUCGUCCUUCUGAUGGGGGGAGUGAUCACAGGAGACAUGCUGCCUCCUCACAGGGACACACAGCUCAACAAACAGUUUUUGCCUCAGAUUCCCAGCAUGCCCCUGGCGGCGCUGACAGACAGAGCAGCAACAGGAAAGCAACGUCAAAUGGAGAAGAUGAUGAUGAACAUCACAAACCCCCAGGAGGAGGAGGGGCUGAGGUCAAACGCAGUCAUGAGCUGGAUGUGGAGGAGAGCCCGAACCUGACCCCUGAGGAAGCCUGGAGUAAACUGGGCCUUAAACACAACCCUGAGCCUCUGUUCCAAAGCGUGUUGAGCUUCAGAGGCGGCGCUGCUCAGAAGCGUCCGAGGCAGUGGCUCACUAAAGGAGCAGUCCGCAGCGUCAACAAACACACCAGGUUCUCUGAGGCGGGGGCGGACCACACACCGCCACAGAACAGAACCGCCCUCCACAAGGUGAAAAACUUCCUUGAAAAGAACAGGAAAGAGACUCAGGUGACUCCAUGUGACCGAUGCGAGAUGGGAGGAGGGUGCACACAGGAAGCAAGAGCUGAGGGAGGAGACAAGGAGGCUGAGGAAGGAGAUAAGGAAGCUGAGGAAGGAGAUAAAGAGGCUGUAGAAGAAAAGGAAGAAGGUAGUUUAGAUUUGAUAUCCAGUUUGGAUGCAGAGAAAACCCUCACCUGUGGGACUGUAGAGAGUGAGAGGGAGGAGGAGCAGCCCGACAAAUCCUUAACAUGUCUGGAAAUCCCUGAUCGUCUCAUGGCUGAUGCUCCUGAAGGCAACACUGAGUCGGCUGUGAGAAACAAGAAGAAUAAGAAGAAUAGGAAGAGACAGCGAGGCAGGAAGCAGCCGGUGCCGGCAGAGAUGACCGCCGAGCCGCAGCUGGCCAAAUACUGGGCCCAGCGCUACAGACUGUUCUCUCGCUUCGACGAGGGCAUCCGGCUGGACCGAGAGGGCUGGUUCUCUGUGACCCCGGAGAGGAUCGCCGAACACAUCGCCCUCCGGGUGGAGCACAGCUUCCCCGACUCUCAGCUGAUCAUUGACGCCUUCUGUGGAGUGGGAGGAAACGCCAUCCAGUUCGCCCUCGCUGGAAAGAGAGUCCUGGCCAUCGAUAUCGACCCGGUGCGGCUGGACUUGGCGCGCCACAACGCUGUGGUUUACAACGUCGCCGACAGAAUCGACUUUGUGCAGGGGGACUUCCUCGAGCUGGCGCCCCAUCUCCUUGGAGAUGUGGUCUUCCUCUCACCACCGUGGGGGGGGCCGGACUACCUGACUGCAGAGGUGUUUGACAUCGAGACCAUGAUGCAACCUGAUGGAUUUCAGAUUUUCCGCCUGGCCAAACUGAUAUCAGACAACAUCGUGUACUUCCUGCCUCGCAAUGCUGACAUGGAUCAGAUCGCCUCUCUGGCUGGUGCCGGAGGGAAGGUGGAGGUGGAGCAGAACAUCCUGAACAACAAGCUGAAGACUUUGACGGCUUACUUUGGCAGCUUGAUAAAGUCCGACAGCGACUGAUGGACCAAACAGGAUUUACUCUUCCUCUUAAUGAAAAAGGGACAAAAGUGAACUUCUAAUCUGUUUCUCGAUGUCACUAGGAAUCCAUUGAAGUACUAAAAAGUACAACCAUUGAAUUCGUUUUUAUACUUUUUGUCAUUACACUUUGGGAUAUGCAAGUCAGAAAAAUAGACUAAUUAUAUAUUUUAAUUGUAUCAUUUUUGUAAUGUACAUUAGAGCUAAUAAAUGUUUUUUUUUUAGAAUUUU
Molecule: messenger RNA, 2796 nt
Organism: Gymnodraco acuticeps
Lineage: Eukaryota; Metazoa; Chordata; Actinopteri; Perciformes; Bathydraconidae
Gene: tgs1
Product: trimethylguanosine synthase 1
Exons: 15
Coding region: 127-2550 (807 amino acids)
Biological process (GO): 7-methylguanosine RNA capping; 7-methylguanosine cap hypermethylation
Cellular component (GO): nucleus
Molecular function (GO): RNA cap trimethylguanosine synthase activity
Source: RefSeq, a predicted model, not a curated record